AUGCAUUUAAGUAAUAUAAUUUCAGACACAACAUUUGUUUUCAAGGUGAUAGUAAUUAUUUAAAAAACAGAAUUAAAUUUUUUUGUACAGUUUCGAAAAAUGUUUUUAACUGAGAACAUCAUAAUCGAUUUAUUGGGCAUUUUUGUCGCCCUGCUAUUAACUUUUGUAGUAAAUCACAUAUGGACACUUGGAUAUUGGAAAAGAAGAGGAGUUUCUGGUCCAGAAGGCAUAUUCCUCUUUGGAAGCAUGAAGGACUUUUUUUUAUCCAAAAAAACAAUGGCAGAUUUUCUCAAGGACUUAUAUAAUGAAUAUAAAUCUAAAGGUGAACGCUAUAUUGGAUGUUAUUUAUCCGGUCGACCAAUUUUCGUUCCCAUUGAUUUAGAUGUGAUCAAAGAAGUGUUGGUAACACAUGAUAAUUUUGAUAGUCACGGUUUCUAUUAUAAUGAAAACCAACCGUUAACAAUUAAUGUGUUUACUUUAGCAGGCACUAGGUGGAAAGAAGUUCGCACUAAACUUACGCCAUCUUUUACACCCGGUAAAAUAAAAAUGGCCUAUAAUUCUCUUUUAGAUUGCAAAUUGGAUUUAAAAGUCCUUCUUGAUAAAGCUUCCAAAAAUAAUCCCGUUAAUAUCAAGGAUAUAUUGGUACGUUUUACAAUUGAUGUUAUUGGGUCUUCUGCAUUUGGGCUAGACAUUGGCAGUAUGAAAGAUUCUGACGAGCCUUCUGAUUUCGUAAUAAAUGGUAACAAAGUAAUCGAGCCUUCAAUUGAAAAUUCAGUACGAUUUAUUAUUCCUUUUAUCGUAAAUCAUAAUAUUUUAAGAGCAUUUAAUUUUACUGCUUUCAACCAACACAUUAACGAUUUUUACGUCAAUACUACGUUGUCAACGAUCAAAUAUAGAGAAGAAAAUAAUAUUGUAAGAAACGAUUUUAUGAAUCUACUGAUUCAAAUGAAAAAUAGUAAAAAUGAACACGAAAGGUUGUCAAUUUCUGAAAUAGUAGGCCAAUCUUUUGUAUUUUAUAUAGCGGGAUUUGAAACUUCCUCCACUUCAACAAAUUUCGCAAUUUUUGAACUUUCACAGCAUCAAGAUAUUCAAGAUAAACUUCGUCAGGAAAUAAAUCUAGUAAUGAAUAAAUACGAGAAUCAACUUACUUAUGAAGCUGUACAAGAAAUGGUUUACCUGGACCAGGUUGUUUAUGAAUCAUUACGAAUGCAUCCACCAUCACCAUUUUUGAUGAGACAAUGUAACAAAGACUACAAAGUGACUGGAACAGAUUUAACAAUUCAGAAGGGAACGUUGGUGUUCAUUCCUUCUUACGCAAUCCAGUACGACCCUGAGUAUUAUCCAAAUCCGUAUAAAUUUGAACCAGAGAGAUUUAAUGCGGAAAAUAAGAAGGCAAUUCCAUCUUAUUCAUGGUUACCUUUUGGAGAGGGACCCAGAAUUUGUUUAGGCAUGCGAUUUGGAAUUCAACAAAUGAAAAUCGCUCUGAUAACACUUAUACAACAUUUCAAAUUUUCCUUAAACAAACGGACAACAUUACCACUAAAAAUGAGUAGAUUACCAUUUUUAAUGAAAACCGAACAUGGAAUUUAUAUAGAUUUAGAGGUAAUAAAUAGUGAAGAUCAAACAAGGGAACAUAAAAAUAAAAAUGAGUAGGUAAUAUAAUAACUAAUUCUAAUAAUUGCAAGUCAAACUUCAUUCUUUUGACUACCUACUUAUUGAACGUAACCAUAUUUUUGUUAUUUA
Messenger RNA from Psylliodes chrysocephalus, 1743 nucleotides. NCBI's taxonomy places the organism in Eukaryota, Metazoa, Arthropoda, Insecta, Coleoptera, Chrysomelidae. The record is from the annotation of a GenBank genome assembly.